Messenger RNA from Argiope bruennichi, 3730 nucleotides. Its product is annotated as solute carrier family 25 member 44-like. Gene Ontology annotation, biological process: branched-chain amino acid catabolic process. NCBI's taxonomy places the organism in Eukaryota, Metazoa, Arthropoda, Arachnida, Araneae, Araneidae. The transcript is spliced from 4 exons. Gene Ontology annotation, molecular function: branched-chain amino acid transmembrane transporter activity. The record is from RefSeq and is a predicted model, not a curated record. Bases 364 to 1338 code for a protein of 324 amino acids. Gene Ontology annotation, cellular component: mitochondrion.
UAGCACCUGUGAUGCAAUCGUAACAUUGCCGGAAUUCAUUCAUUGUCUAUAAUCAGUUUAUUCAAUAUUUUUUGAUGAAAUAAUCUUUAUCAACUAAACAGUGCGCAUUUUGGAGUCUAUACUACACUGUCUCGUGUCAAUUCCUUUGCUUUAUUUAUAUAUAUAUAUUUUAUUAUAAGGCUAAUGUUUUCUUAUUUAUGUUAUAGUAAGAAAUACUCAGCUGGGGAAAAAUAUGUCUGAACUUGAAAACGUUGCUGGUGUAAAAACUUAAGAAACAGACAUGAUUUGUCUACGUUUUCCUGCAAGAAUUGUAUACCUCUUAAGCUAUAGAAAAUUUUCCUUCUUGAAACUAAGUAAGAGAUUAUGACGUGCCAGAUAGGAACUAUGGAUCCACCAAGAAUAUUUACCAUUGAGUGGGAUAUGAUGGAUAAAACUCGAUUCUUUUCUCUCUCGAUGGUAAACUCAUUUGCUUUGCGUGGGUUAUUAUAUCCCUUUACAGUCAUCAAAACCCGUCUUCAAAUUCAGAAACAAAAUGUGCUGUACAAAGGAACCUUUGAUGCAUUUGUAAAAAUUCUUAAGUAUGAAGGAAUUUGUGGAUUGUAUAGAGGAUUUUGGAUAAAUUCAAUACAGAUUGCAUCUGGUAUAGGGUAUAUAAUUACUUAUGAGAAGAUAAGACACAUGUUAACUAUUUAUGCUGAUAUAAGAGACAAUAAAUUCAAAGGCUUGAUAGGUGGAGGAUGUGGUUCUUUGGUAGGCCAGACAAUUAUAACACCUUUUGAUGUUGUAUCUCAGCACAUGAUGAUUCUAGGACAGCUAAGAGACAAAAGAGCACCAAAUUCUACCACUAUAAAUCCUUUGAAUAUCGAUCCUACUCUCAGACGAGGGCUAGCUGCAGCUAUUAUAAAAGAAGUUUAUAAAAAAGAUGGAUUAAUAGGUUUUUACAGAGGAUAUUAUGCUUCUCUUUGUACUUAUGUUCCAAGUAGUGCUCUGUGGUGGAUGUUUUAUCCUGUAUAUUCUGAUGCUCUUGCUUCUACUCUUCCUAUCUGGACCUCUCAUAUGCUUAUCCAUUGCAUGGGAGGUCAGUUAAGUGGCAUUACUGUAGCUGUGAUCACUAAUCCUUUGGAUGUUAUUCGUGCUCGAAUUCAGGUUCAUCGCAUGGAUUCUUUUACAAAUGCUCUCAGUGUUAUUUGGUGUGAAGAAGGAAUAUCUUUUUUAUCAAAGGGCCUCUCUGCUCGCUUAAUACAGACAUUUUUUUCCUCGUUUUUUGUUGUAUUAGGGUAUGAAACACUGAAACGAUGGAGUGUAUAUGAUAAAUAUAAAGAUCAAAUACGCUGGUAACAUUAGCUCAUAAUUUUAGUGUGUAUAUAUAUUAGUCUGUUUAUAUUUAUUUCUAGAAAUUAAUAUAUUAAUAUAUAUUUAUUUUAUUAUUUCAUUAAAACAACGUGCGUUGUAAAAUAUACCAAAGUAUAUUAUUUUUCCCUUGUAAUUAAACUUGUAAAGAAUUUUGUUUGUUUCUCUUAAAAAUGCAAUUUAUUAAUAGAAAACUUAUGCAAUUCAACUUAUUGAAAAAUUAAUUUCUUAAUCCAGAUAUCAAGGAGAUGAUUUGUUUUUAAAAUAAGGAAAAGAAAAUGAAUUCUUUCCAAUCAUUAGUAAGAUUUUAGCAAUUUGUUAAUGGCUCUUUCUGGUGCAAUAACAAUUGAUUCUUCUGCAUAGGAAAAUAUUGUAACUUUAUACAAUUAUUUGUAUUUUAUUACAUGAUUUUUUAAAAUUGCAUCUUGUGCAGGAUGUGCUUCAAUGUAUAAUUAGUUUGUAUCUUUUUAGUUAGUGCCUGAUUUUCUUUUAUGUGAGGAACACAAAGCAUUUUAAAUAUAAAUCUACAUUUUAAGAUUAAGUUCAGUGGAUAAAAUUUCUAUAAUCUGUUCAUGUAAUAAAUAUUGUGAUUAUUUUUCAUACAAAGUCAUUUUAAUUAAAUGAUUGGAUUUUUUAUGUUAUCUGAGCUGUAAAAUGUGCAAUGUCAAUAGGCAUAGGCAUAUGCUGUUAAAAGUGUUAAACAGGUUUUGUUAUAUGUAAAUCAGAAUAAUUAAUUGGAAGUGCAAUGCUGAUAUGAGUAUUUUUGCCUAAUGUCAUGUCGGCGAAAUUUAACAAUUAUUAAAAAAAAUCAUGUUACUAGAGCAAGGAUAAGCAUACUUUUUUAGAAGCUGGCCAAAGUUUUUUUUAAAUGUGAAUUAUCAAUAAAGUUAAAUGAAAAAUUAUUUAAAAAAUUCUUGAAUAUAAAUGUGAAGAAUGAAGUUGUGGAUUCUUUUGUUGUUUAAAAUUUAAUAAAAUUGUUUAAAAUUAUAUUAUUUAAAAUUGUGCUAAUUUUUUUUAAAUAUGUGGAAGCAUUUGACUUGCAUAAUUCAUUUAAAUGUUUGGAGAAAUUAUUGAAAUUGAGUAAAAAAUUUAAAAAGAUGCAAUUUAAAUUCAAAUGAAGGAAAAAAUAAUAAAUUAUUUGGAAUCAAAAGUUGUGAAUUUUGAUUGAAAAAAUUCUUUAAUAUUAAUGUGAAAUUAAUGUUUAAUAUAAUUUUUUUUUGUCAUCUGACAACAGUUGUUAGUUAUGACAUCAAUAUCUAAAUAUGCCUUGUGUGACUUUAAACAAGAGGUUGUUUUAACUAAGGUAAAAAAAAAAAAAUGAUUAUAUCUAAAAAAUGUAAUUAAAAUGUUAUCAAGAAAUUAGAAUGACAUUUUCAUUUUAAUUAGUAUCAGAGCACAAAAAUGGCAAAUUAGAUUUAAAAAAAAUAUGUACCCAAUGUUUCUUUGACAAGAAUCCUGAAAAUGCUUCAACAUGGAAUGUUGAAAGCAUUUUGGAAUUUAAAUUUCAACACAUUUGUAUUAGAUGGAACAUAUAUAUGAAAAUCUUGUGAAUUUUGUUACAUCUCAUUCCAUAUUAAAAAUUGGUUUUGCGAAAGACACUUUUAUUUGCGAUUGUUCCUUGAAUGUGUUGCAAUAGUCUUAGGAAUUUAUAAAUUUUAAAGAGCUUUUAUGAGUGAUUUUUAAGUUCAAGUCAUUGUUUUAUGGUGAAAACUUUUUAAAAAAUUAUGCAACUUUAUUUUAAUCAUGUUUAAAUAUUUAAACUAUUUUAAUGAUAUUGUUUGUUUAUUCUAUUUCUUUUGUUUUUUGUUAAGAUGACUGUUUAAUUUUUCUUUUGACACCUGUUCCUUUCCAAUAACUGCCAAUUCUAAUUGGAAAUUGGCAGUUAUUGAUAAAGAAUAAGUGCUUAUUUAAAUUUUAAAAAUUUAGAUCUCAGAUUUAAUAUUUUUAAUUGAAAUUAUCUUCAAUGAAAAGAAUAUUCAGUUUUUUUACAUUAAGCUAUUUAUCUAAUCAAAAACAAAUAUGAUUUUUAUCUGGAUGGAAUAACAUUGUUUUUGACUGUUGACCAAACAGAAAAUUUACUAUAAUAUAUUUCUUAAUUUAUUUAAUAAUUUUGGUUGUUUACAAUUUUAAAAUGCAAGAUUAAAUGCAAAAUGAUUGUAUUCUAAUUUAUCUGGAAUUUUAGACAUUUUUAGAGAUUUCCUUUCUCAAAUUUCAUUUUAGAAUUAAUAUGUCAUUAAGAUUCUAUAAAAAAUGUGAAUUUUAGAUCAGUGAAGUAGUCAAAUUUCUUAUCAGAUUAAAUUGAUGAAAAUACUGUCAUUUUAUUAAAAUAUACAUUAUCAAAUUAACAUUUAAAAUUGCCAUAUUUUUGUACCACAUUAGU